Molecule: messenger RNA, 1122 nt
Organism: Pipistrellus kuhlii (Kuhl's pipistrelle)
Lineage: Eukaryota; Metazoa; Chordata; Mammalia; Chiroptera; Vespertilionidae
Product: folate receptor beta
Exons: 5
Coding region: 170-934 (254 amino acids)
Biological process (GO): sperm-egg recognition; fusion of sperm to egg plasma membrane involved in single fertilization; cell adhesion
Cellular component (GO): external side of plasma membrane
Molecular function (GO): signaling receptor activity
Source: RefSeq, a predicted model, not a curated record
GGGUACUUUCUGCAUAAGCACAUUCAGAGCUCUUGCAGUCAUCCUGCCCUGAGGACAGAGACCACUGGGGAAUCGAGGGUUCUGGAGCUGUGGCCAGCCCUGAGAGAGGUCAGUCCAGACACAGCAGUGUGUGCUCCCAGCAGCAAACGAGGCUCAGGGACAGAAAGUCAUGGCCUGGAAACGGAUGUCUCCUCUGCUGCUGCUGGCCUGGCUGUCAGCCUCCGUGUGCAGCGCCAGAGACAGGACAGACCUGCUCAACGUCUGCAUGGAUGCCAAACACCACAAGACAAAGCCAGGCCCUGAGGACAAGCUGCAUGGCCAGUGCACUCCAUGGAGGAAGAAUGCCUGCUGCUCUGCCAGCACCAGCCAGGAGCUGCACAAGGACACCUCCCUCCUGUACAACUUCAACUGGGACCACUGUGGCAAGAUGGAGCCCGCCUGCAAGCGCCACUUCAUCCAGGACACCUGUCUCUAUGAAUGCUCCCCCAACCUGGGGCCCUGGAUCCAGGAGGUGAAUCAGAGCUGGCGCAGAGAGCGUUUCCUGAACGUGCCCCUGUGCAAACAGGACUGCGAGAGCUGGUGGGAAGCCUGCCGUACCUCCUACACUUGCAAGAGUGACUGGCACAAGGGCUGGAACUGGACCUCAGGAUCUAACAAGUGUCCAGCUGGGGCCGUCUGCCGCACAUUCGAGUCCUACUUCCCCACUCCUGCAGCCCUGUGUGAGGGCCUCUGGAGUCACUCCUACCAGGUCAGCCAGUACAGCCGAGGGAGUGGCCGCUGCAUCCAGAUGUGGUUUGAGCCGGCCCAGGGCAACCCCAAUGAAGAGGUGGCGAGGUUCUAUGCCUUGGCCAUGACUUCUAGGGCCAUGCUCCAUGGGAUUGGGCCUCUCCUGCUCAGCCUGGCUCUGAUGCUGCAACUCUGGCUCCUUGACUGAGUCCCCUCUGUCUGUCCCCAGCUUCUGGGCCCAGGCUCAGUUUUGGCUCACACCUCAGCACAGGUCCACAAAUGAAGCCCUAAGCUUGCCUCCAUGCAUUACCCAUCCCUCUGUCAAUCAGUUCCUUAUGUGGGGCUUGGGUUUCCUCUGGUAGCCAGUUCUAAUAAAUAGACAUAUUUGUGUCUGAU